AUGGUCAUGUUCAACGUUACCCUCAAGCCAAACGCCUCCGCUGAGGAGCUCGAAAAGGCCAAGGAAGAAGCAAAGAAGACCGGGGGCACCAUCCGCCACGAGUAUAAGCUGAUCAAGGGCUUCACGCUUGAGUACCCGGAUGACCACGUCCACUUCCUUCAGAGCAGUCAGUACGUCAACGUCGAACAGGAUGGCCCGGCAAAGACGCAGACCAAGACCACCUAG
Coccidioides posadasii C735 delta SOWgp is the source of this 225-nucleotide messenger RNA. RefSeq lists its product as uncharacterized. Gene Ontology annotation, molecular function: endopeptidase inhibitor activity. The record is from RefSeq and is a predicted model, not a curated record. Lineage: Eukaryota; Fungi; Ascomycota; Eurotiomycetes; Onygenales; Onygenaceae. Gene Ontology annotation, biological process: vacuole fusion, non-autophagic.